Molecule: messenger RNA, 2177 nt
Organism: Nelumbo nucifera (sacred lotus)
Lineage: Eukaryota; Viridiplantae; Streptophyta; Magnoliopsida; Proteales; Nelumbonaceae
Biological process (GO): negative regulation of GTPase activity
Cellular component (GO): membrane
Molecular function (GO): small GTPase binding
Source: RefSeq, a predicted model, not a curated record
UAAAAGAAAGAGAACAACAACAGCAAUAACAAAACAACGGCAUUCUUCUCCAUUUCAUUUGUUUCAGACUUUUGUUUCAACCAGGGUUUUUCUUUCCUCUCUCAGUUUAGAUCUAGGGCGAACCCUUUUUCUCCCUCUUCACUAGUCGUUAAAUCCCUCCCAUUUCCCGCCGAUUUUCCAUCUUAUUGUUGACCGUUUACUCGCCGGACUCCGUUAACUAGCCGUUAGUUCCGUCACUGUUUCCGGCAAUUGUUCCGCCGCUUUUUUCUUCAUACUUCUCUCUCUUUCUCUCUCUCAUUUUUUUUUUUUUGAAUUUGUCUCAAAAAUGUCUGUGGCCGAAGCGGAGAAAAAGCCGGAGGAGGAGAAGGUUGUAAAGAGUGGGGAGCUGCUGUUCUGCGGCGGAACAAAUUGGGAUUCAAUCGGCCGUAAAGGAACUCCGGCUGAUGGGAACUUGGUCUCUCCCACUCGUUUGCGGCCUCUUGUUGGCAUCGACAUUUGUUUUGUUGCUUCGGGUUGCACGUCUUGUCAUUGCGUGGCUUUGGAUGUUGAAGGUCGCUGCUAUACUUGGGGACGGAACGAGAAGGGGCAGUUGGGACAUGGAGAUAUGCUUCAGCGUGAUCGGCCUACAGUUGUCUCUGACUUGUCGAAAUACAAAAUUAUCAAAGCAGGAGCUGGGAGGAGUCACACUGUGGUGGUAACUGAAGAUGGAAGUUCCUUCUCCUUCGGCUGGAACAAGCAUGGACAAUUGGGGUCUGGCUCAAUAAAGAAUGAAUUUGAGCCAUCUCCAGUCCGCUGUCUGGUUUCUGAAGUCACAAAUGCUGUUUGUGGGGGUGACUUUACCGUGUGGCUAUCUUCUCUCCAAGGAUCUUCUAUAUUAACUGCAGGUCUUCCACAGUAUGGGCAACUAGGUCAUGGAACAGACAAUGAGUAUAAUGCAAAAGAAAGCUCAGUAAAGCUUGCAUAUGAACCUCAACCUCGUCCAAGAGCAAUUGCUUCUCUUGCAGGAGAAACCAUUGUCAAAGUUGCAUGUGGAACAAACCAUACAGUUGCUGUGGAUUCAAAAGGCUUUGUAUACACGUGGGGAUUUGGCGGCUAUGGAAGGCUUGGACAUAGAGAGCAGAAGGAUGAGUGGAUUCCACGUCGUGUUGAAGUAUUUCAGCGGCAGAAUGUUCUACCUCCUGAUGCGGUGGUUUCAGCUGGUUCUGUUAGUUCUGCAUGCACUGCUGGUGGGGGGCAGUUGUAUAUGUGGGGCAAAAUAAAAAACACAGGCGAUGACUGGAUGUAUCCUAAGCCUGUUAUGGAUUUAAGUGGCUGGCAUAUACGUUGCAUGGAUUCGGGUUCUAUGCAUCAUUUCUGUGGAGCUGAUGAUUCGUGUAUUAGUUGGGGCUAUGCUCAUUGUGGAGAGCUAGGAUAUGGUCCUACUGGACCAAAGUCUUCUGCAAUUCCCAAGAAAGUUGACAUCCUAGAGGGUAUGCAUGUUAUUGGUGUUUCCUGUGGUUUGGGCCAUUCCAUGGUUAUUGUUGAUAGAACAAAUGUUGGUGACAGACUUGAAGAGCUCAAUGUUUAUGAUGGAAAAGCUUCCAGUGAAGUAUUGCUGCAGGAGGUGGUGAGCCUGAGAGCACAAGUCCAGCUACUAAGAAAACUACUAAGAAGGGUGACAGUGGAACUUCUACAAACUCUAAGAAAAGGAAGAAGUCUAAGGAUUCAUCAGAUUCAUCAGAUGAGGAUGCAAACAAUGAUGACAGUGAAGGCAGUGAGGUGGAUGCAAAUGGCCAAACAGAAAAGAAGGGAAAACGGGGUGGAAAAACUUCUGGUAGAUCCCAAGGUAGGGGCACUAAAGGACUUGCAGCAGAUAAGAAAGGCACAGGUCGUGGCCGGGGAAGGCCUCCUGCUGAUGAGAAGAAAAGCUCUCAGCGAGGUCGAGGGAAGAGCAAAGCUGGGAAAAGAGGGAGGCCCAGCAAGUGAUGAUAUAUUUUCCAACUUCAAAUCAGAAAUUUGUUUUCCAAUGGACAGAAGAAUUUACUAUUUUCUCCAUUGGCUAUUGUCUGAUUUUUCCAUUCCUUUUAUUCCGUUGUAGUUGACAUUGAUAAUUUCCUUGAACAAAAUUUAGGUCUUAACCCCAUUGUCAAGGGAGGGGAAUGUGGAGCAAAAGCGUCUAGUGGGAUAUGUAUUUUUAA